GUUGACGUAGUGUCAUUUUUCAUAGAAACAUUUACUUACUAUUUAUAGUUUAAUUCGUUUUCCCACGUUUUCAAUUCAGAUUUAUUCAUUUUACUUAAAUUAUAAUAUAUAUAUUAAUAGUGAAGUAGUGAAUUAAAUAACUAAUAAUAAUGGGUCGAAAACUGCAAUCUAAACAAAUGUCGAAAAAGCGAAAUCAAAAGGAAGGCAAUAAAUUUAUUCAACAAAAGCGAAAAGAACUUUCGAAUUUAGUAGAUAAAGUACUUAAAUUAACAAGCAUAUUUCAAGCUACGGGUACUGUAACCAAGAGUUGGGAGCAUCAUUUACAAAUAGAAGCAAUUAUCAAGGAAAUUAUUAAUAUUGAAGCACCAUUGACAAAAAAUGAACAAAGCCAGAGAAAAUUAUAUUUAGAAAAGUAUGUCAGUUGGUUACACGAUAAUGGAGCGCAAUUCGAUGGUGUUGAUAUAUGCGAUUUUGAUGGCUAUGAACUUGGUUUGAAAGCAACCAAAGAAUUUACAGAAGGAUCUCUAAUAUUGACUGUGCCACAUAAAGUCAUUAUGAGUGAAAAGGAUGCAAGAGAUUCAGAGCUUUCUACAUUCAUUAAAAUUGAUCCUCUUCUUCAAAAUAUGCCAAAUAUUACUUUAGCUUUGUUUUUACUUCUUGAAAAGAGUAACCCAGACUCAUUUUGGAAACCAUAUAUAGAGUUUUUACCAGAGAAAUAUUCUACAGUGCUGUAUUUUACAUCGGAAGAAUUGGCCGAGCUUCGGCCUUCACCUGUUCUUGAGUCAUCAUUAAAAUUGUACAAUAGUAUUGCGAGGCAAUAUGCUUACUUUUAUAAUAAAAUUCAUACUUUGGAUUUACCAGUUCUAAAUAAUUUAAAAGAAAUAUUUACUUUCGAAAACUACAGGUGGGCGGUGUCUACGGUCAUGACGAGACUGAAUAAUAUUCAACUUGAAGAUCGACCCACUACAGCCUUUAUACCUCUUUGGGACAUGUGCAAUCAUGAACAUGGGAAGAUAACGACCGAUUACAACAAGGAGUUGAAUCGUGGCGAGUGUUACGCGCUGCGCGACUUCCAGCCUGACGAUCAGAUCUUCAUAUUUUACGGAGCGAGACCGAACGCCGACCUGUUCCUUCACAAUGGAUUUGUCUAUCCGAAAAAUCAACACGACAGCUUGUCACUCGCCCUUGGCGUUAGCUCCAGUGAUCCUCUUCGAGAGGCAAAGUUGGGCCUCCUAACGAAACUUGGUCUCGCUGGAAUAACGCACUAUAACUUAUACAAAACCUCGAAUCCAAUAAGUGCGGAGUUACUAGCGUUUAUAAGGAUAUUUAAUAUGAAUCAAGAGGAGCUGACGGAGUGGUCGGGGCAGAGCGUGCCGGGCGAGCUGGUGUCGGCGGGCGGCGCCGGCGCGGCCGUGGACGCGCGCGCCUACGCCUACCUGCUCACGCGCUGCCGCCUCGUCAGAGCCGCGUAUAAGGACGCCGGGGACGCCGGGGACGCCGAUACCUCCUUGCAUAGGAAUAAUAUAAAACUACUAAAGAAAUGUGAAGUACAAAUAUUAGAUAAUGCCAUAGAGUACUUAAGGAAUGUUUUAGAAAAACUUCCCACCGCUGAGAAAGCUUAAAUAUAUAAUCAUAAAUCAAUUAUAAUUUGAACCUUAUUAUAAUCGAGGUAAGGUCGACUUUGUACAAGUUUAAUUUAACUACGAACAAAUCAUGACAGUAUUGCAAUAUUUUUACAUGUUUUAUACAUCCUUUGUUAUUAUUUAUUUAAGUAAUUUCUUUACAACGAAUUUUGAAUUCAUGUUUGUUUUUAUGUGUGAUGUGAUUUGAUUUCUUC
Molecule: messenger RNA, 1837 nt
Organism: Vanessa atalanta (red admiral)
Lineage: Eukaryota; Metazoa; Arthropoda; Insecta; Lepidoptera; Nymphalidae
Gene: Setd3
Product: actin-histidine N-methyltransferase
Exons: 9
Coding region: 150-1622 (490 amino acids)
Biological process (GO): peptidyl-lysine dimethylation; peptidyl-lysine trimethylation; peptidyl-lysine monomethylation
Molecular function (GO): histone H3K4 methyltransferase activity; histone H3K36 methyltransferase activity; protein binding
Source: RefSeq, a predicted model, not a curated record